UGCUCAUUUUCUUUGAAAAAUUUGGUUGUAUAAGAUUUAUCCUCAGUUUCUCUUGUGUUUAUUUAUAUAAAAGUCACUUAUUAUUAAAAUACAUCAUCGUAAUGGGCACCUAGGUUGAUGGUGCGUAUUCAUUAAUUCCGGCCUGGUGUGUGUGAAAAGGCUCUUGGUAUUGAUGGACAAAAGAUAGGAAAACAAGAAAUUUGUGUGAGAAAUCGGACGACACAGACUGUGAUUAUGAUUGAUGGAGGCCAAAAUGUGAACGUGUCAAAAGAGUAUUAGUUUUUUUAUACAGAUUACGUUCAAUGGGUGGGGAAACCCACCAGAAUUUUCGAAAAUUUUCAAUAUAUGGGCUUGAAACGUGCCUUCAUCCCGAGUUCGAACAGAACGGGCCUCUCUGAACCGAAUGAACUGGGGUUCGGUUUAGUGUACAUUGGUGUGUGUCCAAGAACACAGAAUUAUUCUUGCCAGAUCCGGUUAGUAGAGUUGCAUCUAUAAUGGGUGUGAGAUAAUCCGUACAAAGUUCCACUGUACGCAAAACUUUGCUUAAUCAUCAAUGCUGAAAUACCUGAAACUGACAAGGAAAGGCAACCCCCUCUUACUUCAGUAGACAACAAAGUCAGUAACUCAACUGGCUUGAUCAUCAGCCUCAGGGAUUAGAUUGUUUGUUUGUUUUUUUUAGAAUGAUCUGAUCAGUGUAGUUUCUUGUUCCCUAAUGACUACGCCUCACAAGGACUACGAAAAACAAGACGACACAACUCGGAGGAAGUCAGGCAGUGGUCGCGGCAUGCAUAGCUCACAGAGACAAAGCUCCUCCAGCAACCCCGCAGUGAUGAUGGUGGGCCCUAACUAUCGAGUGGGCAAAAAGAUUGGUUGUGGCAACUUCGGGGAGUUGAGAGUUGGUAAAAAUCUCUACAACAGCGAACAUGUCGCUAUCAAAUUGGAACCUAUGAAAUCUCGAGCUCCACAGUUACACUUGGAAUAUCGGUUUUAUAAACAGUUAGGACAGUCAGAGGGUGUUCCAAACGUGUAUUAUUUUGGUCCCGUGGGCAAAUACAAUGCCUUGGUGCUGGAGCUAUUGGGUCCUAGCCUGGAGGAUUUGUUUGAUCUCUGUGAUAGAAAGUUCACACUUAAAACUGUGCUCAUGAUUGCCAUACAAUUGAUAACUCGUAUGGAGUAUGUUCACUCAAAGCACUUGAUUUAUCGAGAUGUGAAGCCAGAAAAUUUCUUGAUAGGCAGACAGUCCUCGAAAAAGCAGCAUAUCAUCCACAUCAUAGACUUUGGGCUAGCGAAAGAGUACAUCGAUCCGGAGACCCACAAGCAUAUUCCUUACAGGGAGCACAAAAGUCUCACAGGCACAGCGCGGUAUAUGAGCAUAAACACACACUUGGGCAAAGAACAAAGUCGACGAGAUGACUUGGAGGCCCUGGGUCACAUGUUCAUGUACUUCUUGAGGGGAAGUCUUCCAUGGCAGGGCCUGAAGGCUGACACACUCAAGGAACGCUAUCAAAAGAUUGGUGACACAAAGCGAGCAACUCCUGUGGAUGUGUUGUGUGAAAAUUUCCCAGAGGGCUUUGCCACAUACUUACGUUACGUUCGAAAGCUGGACUUUUUUGAAACUCCUGACUACGACUAUCUUCGAAGACUUUUUACAGAUCUCAUGGAAAAAAUGACAUAUGAAUGUGACUGGCAGUUUGAUUGGGUUGGCAGACAGAUGUCAACUCCAAGUGUUCCAGACCACAGUGUUUCUCCACCACGGGAUGGGAAUCAAGGUCGGGAGAGGCACCCUGCUGCAAAGGCAAGUUCAAAUCAAAGGGGCCACCAUGCAUGGGGCGAACAGCCAAGACACUAUUUGGGAGACAACGUGGCCUUGACUAGGCAUGGGGGUUCAGUUCAGGUUCAGAGGAACACCCGUGGGAAUGUGAUCAGUUCUGUAAAUGGUGAGCUUGCUCCGGAAGACCCAGGUGGACAGUCAAACACGCCUAUCACAGCUCAGCCAGAAGUGGAGAUCAAUGAUGAAACUAAGUGCUGUUUCUUCCGCCGACGCAAGAAGAAGAAGGGGCGCCGCAGUUAAAACAUGAUGCUGUGGAUGUUUUCGAUGGAAGAAUACGCGAGCACGGGGCAAGUCAAAGAGGCAGAAAUGACGGAACGCUUCGGGCCAGAAGAGGGAUGCCAAACCAUUACACCCCCCCGAGUUGUCAUGUGAUAGCAUUUCUGUUGAUGUUUCUCCCAUUCACCACCACCAACAACAACAACAACAACAUUCAUCGGACUACGGUGGCAGCACAAGGCCUCACCUGCCCAUUUUGGCUCCUGCUGCUAGAGAUCAUGUUCUACAAGGACAUAUCAAUCAAACUUUCUUGUGAGGUUUUAAAAAAAAAAUUCCAUUCGGUUUAGAAACUUUCAGGAAUGUGAAAAAUGUGCUUUCUCUCUCGGACUAAAAGUCUCAUGACGGUGCAGUUGCCUUUUAGGAUAAUGUUGUUGACAUCUGGAAAAGAAGAGGUCUACUUAGUCUGACUGAGAGAGAACUGUUUCCUCUUUUCUGUAUUAUUUCCAAGAAUGGCAAACUGUAUGCUUUCGUUAUCUCGCAGGACUUUGGUGUAUUCUGUCCUGCGGGUUUUUGUACUUACAGUUGCUACAGUGUGCAAAGAGAAGGUAUGGAUAACUUAACAAGAAAGCUAUCUUAGGGCAAGUCAUCUAUCAGGGAAAUAGUCCUUUGGUAAUGUCUGCUCACAUGGUGUUAACGUUAUGAAGAUUUUCUAUGCUGAAAAGAUUUCUCUUUGUUUGCAUUCUCGUAACAUUUCAAAGAAGCAUGACUGUUUCAUCCCUCUUUGCAAAAUUCUUGCUGUCAUACAGGUUUUUUUUUUCCUCUUUGUAUUGCUUGAAUUAAAAUUAUUGGUGUGUACUGCAUUUAGAGCAAUUUCUGACAAAUAGCUGACAGCCUGUCCCCUAAAUAAUCAAGAAGGUCAAUCUACCUUUAGUUAGGCUUCAAUUAUCCCUCCUGUUCUGGCCUAGUAAACAGAUUGUUUACAUUCUGCAUGUUUUUGUACACAUGGUUGCAAUGAUUAUUUAUCUUUCCUUGUUGUUUCCACAUUGGCUUCUUCUACUCUCUGUAAAUACGAAAACAAAGCACUAGGGUGUAGCUUAGGUAAAUUACUUGUGUAAUGUUUUGGUUUUUUUUUCCCCAGAUUGUUUCGUUCAUAUUUUGUGCAUUUUAGAGACCUGCUCUGGCUUCGCAUUCUCUGUACUGACUUCGGGAAAUGGGGCGAUAUCUACUUUUGUCAAGUGUCUUUGCAUGAAUGAUGCUUCCUUUUUUCAUGCAACAUUGUGUGUUGGAUGUUACACAUGGGAAUGUCAGAUUUUAAUUUUUAGAGUUGUUCAUAUGUACAUGUUGUGACUUUGAAGUGUGUGCAAGCAAGUGAAAAUGGUAUUUGGCAAUAUGUAACAAACAGACAGUGGAUUUAACUGUUGUUUUGUUGGUCUUUUGUCAUCACAGGCUAAUUAACAUGAGAAAGCUUGAAUUAUUUGACCCCCUUCAGAUGUGGAUUUUUCUGUACAAAUGGAGUAAUGUUCAUGUCCCUUUGCCUAUUUGAUAAAUUGACUUGUACAUACAUGAAUGGCAUUGUCUUGAGCUAUUAUGUGAUUUAGUUACUAUGAUAUACAGGGUGCAAUUCAUCACCUCAGCGAGUAUGGCUCUAUCAUCUUGGCGUAAAUAUUCUGCACAGAUUCAAAGUAUCUGGAACACGUUUUGUCGAGAGUGAUGCUUAGUGGAGACAGCGAUUCCAUUGAAAUGUGAAUGGGACAGAAUAUUGAUAUUGUCUGUUUCAGCAGCUUUGACACGCACAUUUGUUACCAGUGUAUCUGAGAAUGUUUAUGCUUUGCCCUUCCUCCAUCAAAGGCUUUAUUUUUUUGUUCCCUCCCUCUUGAAAUAUUCCUGUUUCAAAAAAAGUAUUAGUUUCUGCUCGAGAGUUGAAUGUCUAGUGAAAAUUAUUUAUACAUUAAAAGUUCCUGUAAUGUGAAGCCUUUGAAAGGAUAUGAGCAAAGUGUUGCGUUUCAUUUAGAAACUGUAGUUGAACUUUGAUCAGAUAUUUUGAUUUUUGUUUACGUCUCAUCUAAGAUCAUCCAGCAAAUUGUGUACAUAACACUGAAAUGUUGAUUGUGGUUGGCACAACAUAUGUGACUUUUAUAGAGGAAAGUUUUAAGCACUUGUUCUGUUUUUUAUGAAAUGGUGAUUGUGACUAGUAGAUACGACACAUGCAGUUUGCAUUUUAUUUCCAUAGAACUUAUUAACAAUAACACCUUUUCUCCUUUUUAAUAUUUGUCAUUACACAAUAUUUUUUUGAUCCAAUGACGAGACUUUUUACUCCCAUUUCCUUACAUUAAGAAAGAGAAUUUCAUCUAACCAAUCACUAGAUGUGCACAAUUAUUCCAUUUUAUUUCAAAGACACAUCAAACUACUACUGUAGUUCUAUGGAAAGAGGAGGGGGGAUGGGGGGAUGAUUGAGAUGUGUUUUCAUAUAUUCUUGUUAUUCCAGGUUCGUUUGCAUGCAUGUGUCAUUCCUUAUCGAUGAUUGUGCCCCAUAUGUGAUGAUUUGCACACUAGUUGAUGAAUGCUCCCCUAACUUCCACAUGCAUUAUUUUGAACUUCUUGUUUCAAGCUCAAGACAUUGGCUUUUCACUGUACCUGUAACCACUCAUAUGUGUCGCUCAUGAAAGGGGUCAUGUAGCAUGUAGCCACAUUUUUGUUUGUCUUUGUGUUUAUUUUUGUUUAUUUUUAUUUGUUUUUUAUUUGUUUUUUUUGUUUUUAGUUCUGACGAUUUUUUCCCCCUCACCUUCAAGCAUUUUUUGACCAUCUUGAUGAUGCUGUUGUUUGUUUUUAUUUGAUGUUGCUAUCAGAAGGAGGGGUUUGUUAAUAACGUAAGUCUUGUGUCUCUGUAGCUUUCGUUUUCCCCUCCUCUACCCCCCCUCCUCUGCCUCGGGUACUACUGCUACCCUUCUUUUUUUGUCAUAUGGGGUGAUUUGUAAGAGUGUAUGCCAGUUGUAUGAAUUCACAUGUCAUUGAAAGGCAGUGACAUCUGUAAAUGACCAAAUUAAAACAAAAACUGUUGCUUCUUUA
Aplysia californica (California sea hare) is the source of this 5113-nucleotide messenger RNA. Its product is annotated as casein kinase I. The record is from RefSeq and is a predicted model, not a curated record. Gene Ontology annotation, molecular function: ATP binding; protein serine/threonine kinase activity. The transcript has 13 exons. Gene Ontology annotation, cellular component: cytoplasm; nucleus; plasma membrane. The coding region runs from base 713 to 2071 and encodes 452 amino acids. Lineage: Eukaryota; Metazoa; Mollusca; Gastropoda; Aplysiida; Aplysiidae. Gene Ontology annotation, biological process: positive regulation of canonical Wnt signaling pathway; peptidyl-serine phosphorylation; endocytosis.